Anolis sagrei ordinatus is the source of this 2156-nucleotide messenger RNA. The record is from RefSeq and is a predicted model, not a curated record. NCBI's taxonomy places the organism in Eukaryota, Metazoa, Chordata, Lepidosauria, Squamata, Anolidae.
AAAAAUGACAACUCCCAAGAACAAGAUGGACAAAGAGAAAGAAAAGGACAAGGAAAAAAAAGGCACAGGAAGAAAGGACUCCCUCCCGGAAGAACUGGGUGCCAAGGAGCCAAGCACGAAGGACCUAAUGAAGGAAAUACUAAAGCUGCAAGCAGUCGUCACCAAAAUGCAAGAAAACCAAGACAAACAAAAUAACACAUUUAAAGAGGAAUGGAACGAAAUGAAAAAAGACCUCAAAGAAGAUCUUCAAAGUGCCUGGAAAAAAGACAUAACAGAAGUAAGAGCAGACAUGGACAGUUUAAAACAAGACAACAAGAACUUAACGAAAGAGAACAAAAACCUAAAGGACCAACAAAUAGAUUUAAAAAAGAAAAUCAACACCUUGGAGGAAACAGUAUCCACUCUUAAACAAAAACAGGAGAAUCAAGAAAUCCAGGAUAAAGAAUAUCAACUAAGAAUCCGGAAUUUAGAGGAAGUAGAGAACGAAAACAUCAGAGAAGUGAUAACAGAACUGAUAUCGCAGAUAUGGAAGAAAACAAAAGAGAUAACAGAAGCUAAUAUAGACCGAGUCUUCAGAGCCCACUCCAACUAUGCCAAAAAGUACAAAGCUCCAAGAGAUGUGGUGGUGAGCUUUGGGAGGAAGAACGCCAGGGAUGAAAUACUGAAAGAGAACGCGUCGAGCCCAACAUACUACAAAGGAAAGAGAAUUGUGGUCAUGAAGGAAAUACCUUUCUCCAUUCUAGAACGUCGACGUAAAUAUUCCUUCCUGACUGAAGAGCUAAUACGAAAAAACAUCAGAUUCAAAUGGGACAAAAAAGACGGGAUAGUGGUAACAUGGAAUGACACAAAAUACUGGCUUACUUCAGAACCAAAAGCCAGAGCUUUCUGGGAGAAGAUGCAGAAAAAUGAGAACAUAAACAAUCAAGGCAAUAGUAACACCGACAGCAAAACAGAUACCCCACAAGAUGACUACAGUGAAGAAGAAGGUAGCGAUGAAGAAACCCAACCCGGACAAGACAUAAGAAGAAAAGGGAGAAAAAGACCAAGAAAGAAGUCACCAAAAACACAAACACCAUACUCUGACUCGGCAAGAGUAAGUUCUGAAACGGAAAAAGAAACAGAAAGAACCCAUGACCCCGAAAAUUAAGAUUCUCAGUCACAACGUUAACGGCCUAAAUUCACCAAAUAAAAGAAAGAAAAUUUUGCACCAUCUAAAAAAAGGGAAAUAUGACAUCAUUUCUUUACAAGAAACACACAUCAUACAGAAACAUAGCACACUAUUAGAGCAUAAAAAACUAGGGAAAUUGUACCAAGCAUCCAACAUAGAAAAGAAAAGAGGACUAGCAACUUAUGUAAAAGAAAACCUGACCUCUGAGCUAGCCUUCAAAGAUCAGGAGGGCAGGAUGUUAGGAAUAACAGUGGAAAUAGAAGACAAAAAGGUCCUAAUUUGCAACAUAUACGCGCCCAAUGGGGGCAAGAGCGGUUUUGCUGAAAAAUUAAAAUCCAAAAUAAUAGACCAGGAAUUUGACGAGCUCCUAAUAAUGGGUGACUUCAACGGCAUUAUAGAUAAGGAUGAGGAUAAAUCCACCAGAGCAGGAAAUAGACCACGAAAAACAGCAGGGGAGUUACCCAUUAGCUUCAAAAAGAUCAUGGAGGAAUUUGAAUUAGUAGACAUCUGGAGACACCAGCACAAAAAUGAAAGGGACUAUACUUUCUUUUCCAACAGGCACCAAGUAUGGUCACAAAUCGACAUGGUCUGGGGCUCCAAAGUGAUGCUUCCAAAAAUAACCAAAACAAAAAUACUCCCAAUAUUAAACUCCGAUCACGCUCCGUUAGAGAUAAUGAUGGAGGAAAAAGGAAGUAGGACAUUCAGUUGGAGACUAAAUGAAGGUCUAAUAAAAAGAGAGGAAGAUCAAAAGAAAAAUAAAGAACUACUGGAAGAAUUUUUCAGAUUCAAUAAAGAGAAAGACACUAAAAUAGAAGUAAUCUGGGAUGCUUGCAAAGCUUAUAUGAGGGGUCACUUAAUUGAGCAAAACACAAGAAAAAACAAAAAGAAAAAAUUAGAAACAGAAAAAUUGGAAAAAGACCUAGAAACAAUAGAAAAACAGCUCAAAGAAAACCCCUCCAAUAAAAAACUAUGUCACCAGGCAGAGAUA